Delphinapterus leucas (beluga whale) is the source of this 283-nucleotide messenger RNA. Its product is annotated as beta-defensin 130B-like. Lineage: Eukaryota; Metazoa; Chordata; Mammalia; Artiodactyla; Monodontidae. Gene Ontology annotation, biological process: defense response to bacterium; cell chemotaxis. The record is from RefSeq and is a predicted model, not a curated record. Gene Ontology annotation, molecular function: chemoattractant activity; CCR6 chemokine receptor binding.
AUGAGACUCCAUUUACUGCUUUCUGUUCUCCUCCUCUCUUUGACUAUAAUACCAAAAGCAAGUACUGGCCUUAUUCCAGGACGAAAACAAUGUAUUCUUCUGCAAGGGGUGUGCAAAGAUGGAGGAUGCACCAGCACGGAUGAUACCAUUGGUGUAUGUAAUGAUAAAAAAAAAUGUUGUAGAAGGUGGUGGGUACUUCUUCCCUAUCCAACGCCAGUUCCCAAAUCAAAAUCUCCUUGAUGACAGCAAACUGUAAGCCCUUCGAACUCUAGAACACAUGGAU